GAAGCGGGAAAGAACAUAGAACGUCUAUGGCACAACAAAAUAUUAUGGCAACAGAGUAAUCUUAGCGGAACCAAAACAAUUUAAAGAUACUACUGAACUUUUGUGAAAAUCGGUUGUAACAAAUGUCAAUUUACGGAAAUAUAUUGUUUUACAAGACCACAGGAGAAUACAAGGAUAUUCUAUUCUCCUCUCAAAUUAUAUUGAAUAAGAUGAAAUCUAGACGCACCCAAAAGUCUACAAAACCCCGUUUACAAGACCCCAAACUCGCUGAUAAGGGGCACAAGUCAGCAUCGAAGAGCCAUGCCAAACCACCAUGUGAAUCUUAUCCUGCCCCAAAAAAGCCUUUCACUGGGAAACUAUUCUACUUAGAUUUGCCAUCAAACAGAAGAGCAGAGACAUUAGAGAAUGAUAUCAAACGGUUUGGAGGGACGGUGGAGAAGUUCUUCAGCAAGGAGAUCAAGUACCUGGUGUCUAAUAAGAGAGAGGCCAGGUAUGUGCAUUGUCAUGGCCGCGACUCACUUGUCCCAAGCCCUGACUCUGGGCACAGCUCCCCCCACCCUCACCCCCGUCCUGGCAGCCACAGAGACAGCCUCAAAGGAAGUUCCCAGGGCCAGGCAGACAUGGUGGUCAUAAGCAGGGGCAAGUCUUUUGUGAAGAGAGUUGUAAAAGAGCAGGUGAGAAUACAGGUCAACGAGAUCCUAUCCAAUGCUCUGGAGUGGGGAGUGAAAAUCCUGUACAUUGAUGAUGUAAUAGCUUAUAUGGAAAAGAAGAAAAGGAAUGUUAAGUAUACUGCUGAAAAGCCAACCGCAACCACAUCUGCUGUCAAGAAAAGUGCCAAAGGAGAACCUGCAGGAAAUCCAGCCUUCCAGAAGUAUAAGGGUGGAAGGAUCCGUAAACCCUUUGUAAAGGUAGUGGACUCCAGCAGACAUUACCGUCCAAUUUAUCUGGCCAUGCCGAACAUGCCAGAGUUUAACCUAACGUCAGCUCCCCCCUGCAGUCCCUUCUAUGUAGAGGACCAGGAACACUCUGGGAAGAGACCUAAAGAGCACGGGUGUCUCAGGAACCGAGGGGUGAGAGUAUCAGCCAGUGAGGAGAGGGGGCAGGACCCGGCCAGGAGGAACAGGGAGAAGAAACGUGGAGGCUACUGCGAGUGCUGCACGCUCAAAUACAACAACAUCAAAGCUCACCUGCAGAGUGAGCAGCACACGGCCUUCUCCAGAAGUGAUGAGUACCUGGUGGUGGACAGGCUCAUCACCACACUGCCCUUCAACUUCAGUCACGUCAAAACAACACAAACUCCAACCACAAGGUCAAAGUACAGCAUAACCUCCCUGUUGUGUGUUCCUGGACCCAGCAUACAGAAGGAGGGAGGUGUGGAAACCAAAGAGCUUAAGGGGGGAUUAAUGUCCCUCUGGUCUACUACAGUGGAGCACCCUCUCUCCCAGAGUGUGGAAAAACCCUUGGAACAGCCUCGGAAGUGCAGCCGAGGAGCCCCUGUUCCCCACAGCACCCACGAGGGGGAGAAGAGGUGCUCUUACGUCUCAGACAGACCCCAGCCCAAGCACAGAUCCCUGUCCUGCAAACAUUGCUGCCGACAGGGAUCCCCGCGCAAGCACCCCCAGAGGGCUGGGCUGAGUCAGACACCUGUGUCUAAUGCAGAAAUAGACCCUUCUACCCAUGACUCUGUCGCCAACCCCAGACUUUCCCAUCAGGGCCAGAGAACUCACACAGACAAAGAUGGCCACUCUUCAUUUAGUCACACAGAGGAUUUACAAUGUGGCGAUCCAGCUGGACGUGUGAAUGUCGAUUCCAGUCAGCACGAGGUGGCAGGGCCUUCAGAACACCACAAGCUCAGAGCUUUAGAGGAGAGUGAACUGAGUCAUGAUACGUUGGCUGGGGAUACUCUUCCCGGGAAUACUGUGGGUGUUUCGGAGCUCGAGGCAGGUGACACGGAGACACACACCCCUCCUCCUGCCAGGACGUUACAGAGGAGGGUCAGGGAUUACAGACGGAAGAGAAGGAAAGUUGAGAAGCAGCAGACUGCUCAGGAGCAGGAAAAACCGAGCAAUGUUCCCAGCAGCUCUCUGCUGAACCUCUGGCAGCUGUUCCACUCCAGUGAGGACAUGGAGUGUGAGUUCAGAGGCUUUCCCAGCUGUUCAACUCCAGUGAGUACAUAGACUGGGAGUUCCAGGCCUUCCCCAGCUAGAGGAGAGUGGGGGGGGUUUGGGUGACCCAGAAUCUUCCCAAUAUGAGCACUAACUUGUUACGGACUCACUGUAUGAACUUAUUGUAUGACAGUUUCAUUGAGUGACAUAGCAGAUCUAUAUGGGAACCUGUUGACUGUGGCUCUUUAAACCUAUGACUUCUAUAAAGGGAAUAGUUCUCUUCAGGUUGGGAGGGUGGUGGCGCAACACUUGUGUUGAUUUAACCAUGGCAGCUUUUAGUCUACCUGGCUUUUUUUACCAUGACUGGUUUUAUCUGGAGAACAGGCUGGAGCACUAUCCUCAGUCCUGUACAACGCCUGCAUGUGUUCUGGUGUCCAGAGGAACUGCAUGGUUGUGUUUUUGGUAUGUGGUAUUGUACAUUUAAAAAUAAAAA
Salvelinus namaycush (lake trout) is the source of this 2598-nucleotide messenger RNA. RefSeq names its product protein DBF4 homolog A-like. Bases 123 to 2177 code for a protein of 684 amino acids. The transcript is spliced from 13 exons. Lineage: Eukaryota; Metazoa; Chordata; Actinopteri; Salmoniformes; Salmonidae. Gene Ontology annotation, cellular component: Dbf4-dependent protein kinase complex; nucleus. Gene Ontology annotation, biological process: regulation of cell cycle phase transition; positive regulation of nuclear cell cycle DNA replication. The record is from RefSeq and is a predicted model, not a curated record. Gene Ontology annotation, molecular function: protein serine/threonine kinase activator activity; zinc ion binding; nucleic acid binding.